GUCUGCUUCAGGCAUCGUUAGCUGUGACUCUUCUCAGACAUGUCCUCUGAGGUGUUUGUCCGUGGGAUGCUCUACAUGUCCCUCACUGUCGUCGGAGUACCGGGAAACUCCGCCGUGAUCAUGGCGUUCCUCCUCCUGCUCCACCAGGAGAACCACCUCCUCCCUGCUGACGCCAUCGUCCUCCACCUGGCCUGUGUCAACCUCCUGGUGGUGGGCAUCCGCUGCCUCCUUGAGACCAUUGCCUCCUUACGCCUGGCCUCCAUCUUUGGAGACUUGAGCUGCAGAGCUGUGAUAUUCAUUUACAGGACCUCUCGAUCGCUCUCCAUCUGGCUCACCUUCGUCCUGAGUGCGUAUCAGUGCCUGUGCAUCGCCCCUCCUGGGUCACGCUGGGCCUCUGCCCGUGCUGUCGUAGCUCAGUAUCUGGGCUUUGUGUUCCUCUUCCUCUGGGUGGUCAACACCUGUAUGAGCUCUGCAGCCAUCCUCUUCUCCUUCGGCACACAGAAAAACUCCAGCCUCAUAAGCCACGGCAUCAACGUGCAGUUCUGCUACGUUCACUUCCCGUCAAAGUUGUCCAAAGAGGCAAACGGAGCGGCUCAGGUCGGCAGAGAUGUUGUCCCAAUGACUUUAAUGACUCUCGCCAGUCUCCUUAUCCUCGUCUUCCUCUACAAGCACCGCAAACAGGUGAAGGGGCUCCGCAGCAGCAGUGGAGGAGGUGGUGGGGUUGGUGGAGGGGCUGAGCGCCGAGCUGCCAAGUUCGUGGUAGCUUUGGUGACCCUGUACGUUGUCCUGUACGGGGUGGAUAAUGGGCUGUGGGUGUACACUCUUACUUUGAAGAGGACAAUGACUUCCUCUCUGAUCUCUGACCUAAGGAUCUUCUUCUCCUCGCUGUAUGCGGCACUCAGCCCCCUCAUCAUCAUCGCGUCCAACAGGAAAGUGAACAGCAGGCUGAGGUGUGUGGUGCAGGAGAGAGCUGUUAAAGAAGGAACUUCAGGUCUCACUGCUGUGUGAGGCCCGCUGAUGAGACUGAAUCUUUCAAUGGUUAAAUAAAUUUACAAGUAUAUGUUCUGUUUUAGUCAGAUACAAAGUUGAGAAAGAAACAGUGCAAAUGUUUUCUGUUGCUUUGCUUUUUUUUCUGUCAACUUGAAUAUUUAUUUUCUGACAUCUCUACUCCUACAUUGCAUGUUCUACCUCAAACAAAGCCACUUUUUUUCAUCUGGUUGUGAAACAGAUUAAAACAGAAACGAAUGCCUCUUUAUGACAUACAAGAACAAGAGAGACAGUAAGCAACAAGACUGACUUCUCCUUCAAUGUAAGUUUUCAGACCUGAAGUGGCUGUGAGAGGUGUCAGACCAGGUGACUGAACGCUCGCUGAAGAAAGAGACAAAUUGUCUUGAGUUCAGGCCUUGGUUUUUCCAUGUGUGUUUUCUUUGUUUUAAGUUAUCCUUUGUCUUCCUCUUGUUAUUAAUGAUCCAUGUCAUGUGUUUUAGUGAAGUCCAUUGUUUCCUGUUUUAUUUCUAGUUCUUGAUCCGUGUUUCCAGUUUAGUUUUACUUCCUCUGCUUUGUUUCCCGCCCUUUUUGAUUGACCUAAUUAGUUCCACCUGUGUCCACACCUGUGUUAAUUACUCUCUGUAUUAAGUUAAUGUUUUUCCCCUGUCCUGGAUUUGAUCAUUGUAAGUCUUCCUUGUGUUCCCUUAUCUAGUGUCUUCUUUUGAAUUCAGUUUAUUGGACAUGUAAGUACAUUUGUUUGUGUUCUUUAGUUAUUAAAUCUUUACAUGCACAUGGGCCCUCGUCUG
Molecule: messenger RNA, 1793 nt
Organism: Notolabrus celidotus (New Zealand spotty)
Lineage: Eukaryota; Metazoa; Chordata; Actinopteri; Labriformes; Labridae
Product: olfactory receptor class A-like protein 1
Exons: 2
Coding region: 40-1008 (322 amino acids)
Biological process (GO): G protein-coupled receptor signaling pathway
Cellular component (GO): membrane
Molecular function (GO): pheromone receptor activity
Source: RefSeq, a predicted model, not a curated record